UUUAUCCGUUGAUAAUCCACAAGAUUAAAUACUUCAAUUACUAAUGAGUUCAUUAAGCCUGAUUCAUAUAAUUGUUUCAAAAUAAAAGCCAUCCUUGUCAGAUUAUUGUUUGACCUUUUCUGACACUUUAUGUAAAUAUCUGCGCACGUGCGCCCUCCACUUGGAACGCGCCUGCGCGGUCCAGGGAGGUGCACCUCUUGUGAUCCCCGCGUGGCCCGUGGGAGGUGUUCGGGUGGAGAUGGAGCUGCUGCGCUGCGCCGUCAGUCCUCUGUGCGUAUCCGCCUGCAGGAGCAUCCAUCCCGAUGCCCAAUGAGCUCAAAAGUGGUGAUCCCAAACUCUCAACGAUCAAGCUGAGAUAGAUCCUCCUCCAUCCGUGUUCUCAGGAACUAUGAGGAGCCUUACGUUGGGUCUUGUGUGGCUCUUUCUCUGUCGCUCAGUGGAUGCUAUGUCUUUGAACGGGGAGAGAACAGACAAACAGGACAUAAGGGCAGAAGUCAGAGAAGAGGCGCUGCCUAAAAGAGUGAAGCGGGGCUGGAUGUGGAAUCAGUUUUCUGUGAUGGAGGAGUACACCGGCACUGACAACCAGUAUAUUGGCAGGCUCCAGUCUGACAAGGAUCCAGACAACGGCUCAGUCAAGUACAUUCUCUCUGGCGAGGGCGCCGGUUCCAUCUUUGUCAUCGAUGAGAACAAAGGUUUCCUGCACGCCACCAUGCGUCUGGACCGUGAGACAAAGGCCUUUUAUAAGCUGAAAGCCACAGUGGUCAACAAACAGACAGGUCAACAGCUGGAGCCAGAAACCGAGUUCAUCGUUAAACUCCACGACGUCAAUGACAAUGAGCCACAGUUCAGCCAGGAGGUGUACGAUGCAAGCGUACCUGAGAGGUCUGAUGUUGGAACACCAGUGAUCCAGGUGACGGCUACAGAUGCAGACGACAGCAUGUAUGGGAUUGGUGCCAAACUGGUCUACAGCAUCAGCCGGGGACAGCCCUACUUCUCUGUGGACCCCAACACUGGUGUAAUUCGGACCGCUUUGGGUCCUCAAGACAUGGACCGCGAGACAAAGGAGCACUACCAGGUGGUGAUUGAAGCCAAAGACAUGGCUGGACAAAGAGGAGGGCUUACGGGUACCACUGUAGUUAACAUCUCCCUCACUGAUGUCAAUGACAACCCUCCAGUCUUCACUCAAAGUGUAUAUCAACUAAGUGUUGCUGAGUCAGCCACGUUUGGGACAGUGGUUGGAAGAGUUCAAGCCACCGACAGAGACACUGGGAGGAAUGCAGAGAUGUCUUUCAAUAUCAUCAGUGGAGAUAGCAUGGAUGUCUUUGAUAUUUCCACUGACAAGAACACCCAGAAUGGAAUCAUCACUGUUAAAAAGCCGUUGGAUUACGAGAAGAAAUCCUCACACACAAUAGGAAUCCAGGUCCAGAACAGCCAGAAGGACCAUGGUUUCAUGCUGACAAAGUCUAAAGACACGGCCACAGUUCAGAUCAGGGUGGAGGAUGUUGAUGAACCCCCACAGUUCAGCAAAGAUCACUACCUGAUGGAGGUGAAGGAGGAUGCAGCUGUCGGAACAGCUGUAGGGUCUGUCAGUGCCACGGACCCUGAUCAAGUUCGCCGGGGGGUCAUAUAUUCCAUCGACCGACGCACUGACAUGGAUCGUGUGUUUGGCGUCCAUCCGGGGAAUGGAUCUGUAUUUCUACUCAAACACUUGGACAGAGAGCAGAAGGCCUGGCAUAACUUUUCAGUCAUCGCUAAAGAAUUUCGUAAUCCCCAUCAGAGCAGCCAUACUCAGGUCUAUGUUCGCCUGCUGGACAUCAACGACAAUGCCCCCACCUUUGCUACUGACUAUGAAACCUUCGUCUGUGAGAGAACCAAGGUUGGCCAGCUAAUCCAGACCGUCAGAGCUGUCGAUGCAGAUGCUCCUUCAGCAGGACACAGUUUCUUUUUCAGCUUGGCUCCAGACGAGGCCAACACAAGCAACUUUACUGUCCGUGACAAUGCAGACAACACUGCUGGAAUUUUGACUCGUCGGUCCAGCUACAGCCGCUUCCAGCAGAGUGUCUACCUGGUGCCUGUAGUCAUCACUGAUGGAGACUAUCCUAUUCAGAGCGGCACCAGCACGCUCACCGUCAGAGUUUGCACCUGUGAUCACAAAGGCAACAUGGAGCUUUGCAAUGUAGAGGCGAUGAGUGACUCUCCUGGACUGGUCACUGGAGCCCUUGUCUCCAUUCUUCUCUGUCUCCUCAUACUGCUAAUCGUUGUUAUUUUCUUCACCACCCUGAAGCACAGAAGGAAACAAGAGCCUCUCAUCGAGUCCAAAGAGGAUGUCCGGGAUAAUGUCGUGAGCUACAAUGAUGAGGGGGGUGGCGAGGAGGACACACAGGCUUUUGACAUCGGUGCGCUGUACCAUCCGGCCACAGCCCUGGAGGAGUCUGCUAAACAGAGACGGGAUGUUAUCCCCUCUGAUGCACUGCUGUACCCGUCAAACCCGUGGCAGGCUCCCAUCACUUCCAGUCCUGUGAUGUCUGCGGCAGCAGGGGUUUCCAGCAGUAAUGAAGACGUGUGGGAAUUCAUCAACCAGAAGGUUCUGGAGAACGACUGCAACCCAACAGCGCCACCAUACGACUCACUGGCCACGUAUGCUUACGAGGGCUCCGGGUCAGUGGUGGAGUCGCUCAGCUCACUGGGCUCGGCCGGCUCUGAGGCGGAGCAGGAAUACCAUUACCUGCGUGAAUGGGGACCCAGGUUCAGGAAGCUGGCGGACAUGUACGGAUGUGAGGAUGAUGACUUUUCUUAGCGAGAUCCUCACUGUCCAAACAGUGAAUCCUAGCAGAAACUAUGAAUGCUCCUUCUGAGCUUUACAGGGAUUGUUUUUUACUUUUACACACUGUCUUUAAAGUCACUGUGAUUCAUGAAUCACUUGAAUCUUCAAUGUAAUCCAAAAAAAAAAACCAUACCAAAAAGAGAACAUUUAGUAUAUUUUUAUGGCUACGCAUUUACCAUCUGUGCAAUAUGGGGUUUGAAAACAAGCAGCUUGAAGGUUGAAGUCCAGUUUACUGAUUUUUAACAUAUGAAGGAUUUUAUAUGCAGUAACAGAACAUGUUUUUCUAUUUUUGUUUUGACCAAGUGGCCUUCUGCUGCCCUUUAUGCUGAACCGAUGAAGCAUGUUGACUGGAUGAUAACAGAAUAGAUCCUAAAUGAGUGCUUCUUCUCUUGAUGUUUUUCUUUUAUCUUUAUAACUGAAGCUUUGUUUGAGACCAUUGUAGAGCCCAGAAUCUGCUCCAGAGGACUAACUUUUGAUUCCAACUUUCAUAUCAUGUUUUAAGCACAGGUGCUUUUUUAUCAGACUCAAAAAGUGGUGGAGAUCUCAUACGAAAGCUGCAUCUGCUUUCAAUAGUGCUUUACUCGCUCCAUAUAGGGGGUUUUCUUAUGUUUGUAGUAGUGAACAUUUGGGAACAUGUAUAUGUAAACUCAAAACUUAGUUCAAAAUGAAAUGUUUGCUAAAAGGGGUUUGUUUGAAAACAGAGAAAUGUGUGUCAUAAAUGUUUUUGUUAUCAGAUCAAUCAGCACUCUGAACAUAUAUCUUCUUAAAUUCUGUCAAACCUCAGCAUCAUCUGUGCAGCUGAAUGAUUCCAAAGCUACAAAUAGUCUUUUUUUUUUUUGCUAAACAUGUAAUUUGAAAUCCUUGGCUCUCCUCAGUUUGCAUUGCUGACUUGAUGAAUAGCAUAAAACACAUUUGACAAAACUUGUAAAAGAUAAUAAAAAUCACAUUUCUGUGUUUAACAUUUGUCUGUUUUACCAUAUCUAAAAUAAACCAGCAACAGCUUUACGUUAACCAAACAUGGCCUAAAAUAUGGCAUAAAAAGCUAAAUAAUGUACAAGAAGGGAAUAUAUAUAUAUAUAUAUAUAUAUAUAUGUUUGUUUUCUCUAACAUAAUGUAAGUGUGGUGAAAAAGAAUCUCUUCUUCCGAGUUAUAACAAAUCUCCCAUUAACUGCUUCAAUAGCAUGUCUUUGUUUUCUCUUCAAUGUCACUCUAUUUACUGAUACCAAGAGGAAAACACAAGCUGGCUAACAAACGACCCAUGUGUAAGGCAUUAAAAAAAUCUUACAAUAAACAUAUUUAUGUUUGAAUUUUGUUUAUUGGUUUUCAUAAAACUUACAUGAGCAUUUUGAUGCAGUUAGUUGGGGUUUGUGUCUUUGCUAAAAGCUUUCAGCAAAAUUGUCGUCUUUUUUAUAGCUUUUUCUUGUUGAUUUAUUUUUCUGCAAAAACUGACUGUCCGUUAUAGGGAGAAAUGUCAAAAUAAAACCUAUAUGAGUUGUUUUAUAUAUAAUUUUGAGACUAUUUUAGUGAAUAUUUCUUUUGGCCGUGUUAUUUUUGUCAAUGGACACUAAAAGACAUCUAAUGUGUUGUUUUCUCUUCACAAUUUGAUUUUGUAAGAUACUUAAUUAUUGCACAUGAAGUGCUUCUGGUUUUUAACAUUGUAUCAGACAACCAUAAAAAAUAUGGAUAUUUUAGCUUUGAAAAAUCCAG
Molecule: messenger RNA, 4531 nt
Organism: Oryzias melastigma (Indian medaka)
Lineage: Eukaryota; Metazoa; Chordata; Actinopteri; Beloniformes; Adrianichthyidae
Product: cadherin-6
Exons: 12
Coding region: 389-2797 (802 amino acids)
Biological process (GO): cell morphogenesis; cell-cell junction assembly; multicellular organism development
Cellular component (GO): adherens junction; plasma membrane; catenin complex
Molecular function (GO): calcium ion binding; cadherin binding
Source: RefSeq, a predicted model, not a curated record